AACGCCUAAGUAAAAUCCUUAGCUCGUAAGGAAAGAUCGCAGUGCAGUUUGAAAAAUUGGUAUAUCUUUACAUUUUUACGAAAAAAGAGAGCACUUGAAGAAAAUCAGAGAGCGGCAAUAACUAUUGCAAAUUCUUUGUGAAGAUAUUUGAUUGUAAAAGGCUGUGCUCAACUCUAUUAACGUCCAAUAAUGACGACAGUGGCCACAGUAUUAGCUCCCGGUCAUUUCUACCCUACCAGAAAAGGUGCUGACCAUUUGUCUCCAACCUACCAGUCCAGCGUCCUCCAUACACCACUGAAUACAAGACGUAUAACGGCGUGCGACAAAAAUUUUGAACGCCAUCGAUCAACAUCAGUAUGGGAGCCCAAUACCCCUAUGGGUAUGGGCCGAGAGUACGGCGGCAUGGGGCGCGUUAGUCUUCCAGAUGAACACAGGCCCAAGUGUGAACCUCCCNAGUCUAAGCCGCAACAGUAG
Lingula anatina is the source of this 474-nucleotide messenger RNA. RefSeq lists its product as uncharacterized. The record is from RefSeq and is a predicted model, not a curated record. NCBI's taxonomy places the organism in Eukaryota, Metazoa, Brachiopoda, Lingulata, Lingulida, Lingulidae. Gene Ontology annotation, cellular component: centrosome.